Molecule: messenger RNA, 1004 nt
Organism: Canis lupus familiaris (dog)
Lineage: Eukaryota; Metazoa; Chordata; Mammalia; Carnivora; Canidae
Gene: REC114
Product: REC114 meiotic recombination protein
Exons: 7
Coding region: 36-857 (273 amino acids)
Source: RefSeq, a predicted model, not a curated record
CUGUGCAGAUUGGCGGGCACAUCCGGAGGCCAGACAUGGCGGAGGCGGGAAAAGAGCCGGCAGGCCUGGCGCUCCCCGGGGGAGGCGCCGCUCAGUGGCCGCUGCAGCGGUAUGGCCGUUUCAUGCCCUUGGGCACCGGAGAGCCGGCCGCGACUGGUCAGGACGCUGGGACAGCCUCUGCCCCCGCAUGGAAGGUUUUUGACUCCAAUGAAGAAUCUGGGUAUCUUGUUCUCACCAUCGUUAUAUCAGGUCAUUUCUUCAUUUCCCAAGGACAGACACUGCUGGAAGGCUUUUCACUCAUUGGUAGCAAGAACUGGUUGAAGAUUGUGAGACGCAUGGAUUGUCUAUUGUUUGGAACAACGAUAAAGAACAAGAGUCGCAUGUUCCGGGUGCAGUUCAGUGGAGUGUCCAGGGAGCAGGCGCUGGAACGCUGCUGCAGCUGUGUGCAGAAGCUGGCCCAGUACGUGACCGUCCAGGUGCCCGACGGGGCCUGCGAGGAGCUCAGGCCGGGUCCCAGCCCGCUCACGGCAGGCAAAAGCCAAGGGCAGGACUGUGCACAGCGCGGCCCACCGCAGCCCGGGUUUCAAACAUUUCGCUGCAUCACCACCUGCUAUAUUAAGAAUCCUUUCCCUCCAAAUGGGAUGGAGUGGCUUGUUAUGAGCACACGUGCUGCCACUGCAACAGGAUGGCCGGUGGUGGUUGAUCCAUUCGACUCGUCCCUAACUGCAGCUACCACAGAAUCCGGAGAAGCCGGGGCCACGUGGACCAGUCAGCAGGAGCGCUUCAGGAGGAAGGGCCCCCGUGAGUUGGUUAGCUCAGUCUCUCCUGGUGUCCGAGGAGCUGCCCCCGGUCUAUGAACAAUCUACGUGGGACGCGGAAGAGUUAGGCCCCUUUCUACGCUUGUGCCUCAUGGAUCAGAAUUUCCCCGCAUUUGUGGAAGAGGUGGAAAAGGAACUCAGAAAGCUGACAGGGUUGAGAAAUUAACACUCCAUGUACAUACAGAA